CCCGCCUGCCAGCGUCCCCCCUCACCCUUGCUUCCACAUCUCUUCUUCUCUCUCCCACCAAUGGCGGUUUGAUCCGAUCCCCUCCUCCUCCCUUGAAGCACACGACGCCUCGAAGCUCUUCCUCCACCUCCCCACUGGGCUGGACUGGAGAUCCGUCUCUUCUGAUUUGACGAUAUGGCUGAUAAUGAGAAAGAGGUGGUUGAGGGAACCACCCCCCGAGGAGCGGACUGGGAAGUGGUGACUCUCACAGCAUCUGCCUAUGAAGCAGCGCCAGGGCCCGGUGGGGCUGAAAGCAAGUCUACAGCAGGGACCAAAGGUCUUGACACAAGUAAUUCAUCUGAUGCAUUGCUCAUGUCUCAUCACUUUGUGUUUCCUCCAAGUGAGCAUGAGAACCUACCAAUACACACCAGUGUCGAUGAGAUACAGCCCGAGAAGGAUGUGCAGGAAUCAAGCACCAGCGUUGAAGAUUAUAGUUUCAAGAAUAUGGCAGGAAAGAAUGAUGCUGGUUCUGAGAGAAUUCAGUUCUAUGAUGAAGAUAAAAACCUCUCAGUUGAUGAUGUGGAGAUGAGAGACGGCGUGCCUGCGUACGGUUCAUCUCACGCCGAAGAUGAUGGACAUGAUUUUGUUGCUCGUGAUGAUGACAAUGAGGCUGUUGAUGAUUCUGAUGACAAAUUGGAUCAGACUUCAAAACCUGCAGCCAGCAAGAGCCGCGAUGCUGGUGCCUCAUGUAAAUGCUGGUUGAAGAAGCAUAUGACCUGCCUGUAUCACCAAGCGAAGGAAACAAAUGCUAUAUGGUCCGUGGUGGUUGCAGCUGCGCUGGUUGGGAUUGUGAUUUUAGGACGUUGGCACAAAGAUAAACUGCACCUUGACCAGCUUAAAUGGCGCUCUGGCUCAGCAGUGAGAGGAUUAUCAACAGGUGGCCGUCACUGAUAGCUCUGAUGAGUCUUCGCAAGUCACCUAAAGUCGUAACCAAGAUGGUUGUUGCAAUAUGAAUGUGACAUGAUGAAAAGGAGUAUAUCCAAUGGUUGUUGCAAUAUAAAUGUGACAUGAUGAAAAGGAGUAUAUCCAAUGUAAUAAUAUGAUCUUUGACUGGGGUUUUUACUAGCAACCUACAAUGAGUGCCUUGCGGGCUUCUAAGA
Molecule: messenger RNA, 1139 nt
Organism: Phragmites australis (common reed)
Lineage: Eukaryota; Viridiplantae; Streptophyta; Magnoliopsida; Poales; Poaceae
Product: ATG8-interacting protein 1-like
Exons: 3
Coding region: 175-930 (251 amino acids)
Cellular component (GO): intracellular membrane-bounded organelle
Source: RefSeq, a predicted model, not a curated record